AUGGCUACAGUAGCUGGAUUUGCUGCUAUUACGAAUGGCGCUGGUGUCGAUGCCGAUGAAGCCGAUGAUGUCGCUGUUGCUUUUCCUGUUUCUGUUCCUGUGUGGUGUGAUCAACUACAAGGACACACUCGUCAAACAAAAGCAAGUUGUACCAAAUGUAAUAAAAAACAUAACACGUUGCUACAUUUGGAAGUUAACAAUCAAACAAAAAACAUUCAACCUACUUCAAGUGGGUACAAUACUGCAGUUACCACAGCGACAGCAAACACAUCCACAGGUCAUCGUGAAUAUGUUUUUUUGCCAACUGCAACAGUCAAAAUAACUGCACCUAAUGGAAAUACAAGUGAAGUCCGAGCAUUACUAGACUCUGGUUCACAAGUGCACAUAGUCUCUGAGCGUCUUGUCAGAAGGCUCAAUAUAUCAAAAACUAAAACGUUAUUGUGCAUAGAAGGUAUAGGAAAGGUGCACAAAAAUUCAACGCAGCGAGUUAACAUCAAAUUGCAAUCCCUUAACUCGAGGUUCACUACAGAAAUCGAAGCGUUUCUGCUUCCAAAUAUUGUUCCACCUCAACCAAGUUCCAGCUACGAUAUUUCCAAAUGGAAGAUCCCGAACAGCAUUCAGUUAGCAGAUCCAACAUUUUUCCAACAAGGGAAAACUGAUAUUUUACUCGGUGCGGAGUUCUAUUUCAGUCUGUUAAAAAAGGGUAAAAUCACGCUUGCUCCUGGGCUUCCAGUCUUGCAAAAUUCUACACUUGGCUGGAUUGUCAGUGGCAAGGUUGUAUCAAAUACAGACACAUCAAAUGUUUUAUGUGCAGUUUUUGGCGGUGGGGUGGAGGCUGUUAAUAUUUAUAAUAAUUCAUCGUUAGAAGAUGCAAUUGAACGAUUAUGGCGAAUGGAUGAGAACUUUCAUACAAAUAAAGGACGCUUUGUGGUAAGGUUACCAUUUCUGGAAAACUCAUUGACGUUAGGGGAAUCUCAAGAAACAGCUUGGAGAAGGUUCAUCAGUCUUGAACGACGACUAGCAAAAAAUCAUGUUUUGCGGAAACAAUAUGUGCAGUUUAUGGAAGAGUAUGAGCGAUUGGGUCACAUGACUGAAGUAAACCUGGAUUCCAUGUUGACUCCAAGAUAUUUUAUUCCUCAUCAUUGUGUACUAAAACCAGAUAGUACAACUACUAAACUUCGAGUGGUGUUUGACGCAUCAGCCAAAACUACAUCUGGACACUCGUUGAAUGAUUUAAUGUAUAACGGACCGCCAGUUCAAAAUAUCGAGAAAAUGUAUCGUCAAGUUUUGAUAAAUCCUGAAGAUCGGUGCUAUCAACUUAUCAUUUGGAGAAGCAGUCCAAACGAUUCGUUAUUAUCAGCUAAAUACAAUUACAUAUGGGACUCGAGCAGCUCCUUACCUAGCAACAAGAUGUCUGCAAAAGAUAGUAUUAGAAAAUAA
Messenger RNA from Teleopsis dalmanni, 1440 nucleotides. RefSeq lists its product as uncharacterized. Bases 1 to 1440 code for a protein of 479 amino acids. The transcript has 5 exons. Lineage: Eukaryota; Metazoa; Arthropoda; Insecta; Diptera; Diopsidae. The record is from RefSeq and is a predicted model, not a curated record.